GCAGUGGAAAAAGAGAGAGAGAGAGAGAGUGAGCGUGGGUUUACAUCAAUAGAGGGAAGACGAAGCAGACGCCACGCAGAGAAAUAGAGGGUGUAAAUAAGUGAGAAGGCGGGUGGUUGUGGUUCCGGACUUCUCUCUCUCUGUUAUCUGUUUUUGUUUUUAUUUUUAUAUUUUCUAAUUUUUUUGGUUGCUCCAUUCCAUUUGCUUUUCCUUCUUCUCCACACAAUCCUUUUCCCUCUCACUCUCUCUUUCUCUACGAUAUCUGCUAUGGCGUCUCGGUACUCAGUCACCAGUCCCAUUACUCAGCUCCUUAACUCCUCCUCCAAUAGCCACUCCCCAGCUGCUCAGCCUCCUUCGCUUCGCAAUGGACUAUUUGUCGUCGAUUUCGUUGGCUUGUAUUGCAAAUCGAAGCGGACUCGUAGGAAAUUCGGAGCUCCAAUGAUCUCUCGGAGCCUUCCUCAAUUCGUUCCCGAGACCAAGACCUCGUCGUCGGUCAAAGCGGUGCUCGAUCUUCAACGUACCAGUAUAUCGUUGGAUGAAUCACCUUCUCAUCCUGAUUUCAAUCCGCAGCAGGUUGCAAACUUGGAUGAUAUAAUAUCAGAAAGAGGAGCUUGUGGAGUUGGAUUUAUUGCCAAUUUGGACAAUAAAGCAUCCCAUCAGAUUGUUCAAGAUGCUCUUACAGCUCUUGGCUGCAUGGAACAUCGCGGGGGAUGUGGAGCAGAUAAUGACUCCGGUGAUGGUUCAGGAUUAAUGACUUCAAUUCCUUGGGAUCUAUUUGACAAUUGGGCCAACUCACAAGGGAUUUCUACCUUUGAUAAGUUGCACACUGGUGUUGGCAUGGUUUUUCUCCCCAAAGAUGAUGACACUGCAAAAGAAGCCAAAAAAGUUAUUGUGAAUAUUUUUAAACAAGAGGGUCUUGAAGUGUUAGGGUGGAGGCCUGUUCCUGUAAAUACUUCUGUAGUUGGUUACUAUGCAAAAGAAACCAUGCCCAACAUACAGCAGGUAUUUGUAAAAGUUGUUAAAGAGGAGAAUGUUGAUGACAUUGAACGGGAAAUGUACAUUUGCAGGAAAUUGAUUGAAAGAGCAGCACAAUCAGAAAGUUGGGGAAAUGAACUUUAUUUCUGUUCUUUGUCCAAUCAAACUUUAGUUUACAAGGGCAUGCUUCGUUCAGAAGUUCUUGGGUUAUUUUAUUCUGACCUUCAAAGUGAUCUGUAUAAAUCCCCUUUUGCCAUUUAUCAUCGAAGGUAUAGCACAAAUACUAGUCCCAGAUGGCCCCUAGCACAACCAAUGAGGUUGCUUGGUCACAAUGGAGAGAUUAAUACCAUACAGGGGAACUUGAACUGGAUGCAAUCCAGGGAAACCUCAUUGAAGUCGCCUGUAUGGGGUGGUCGUGAAAAUGAAAUUCGUCCCUUUGGCAAUCCAAAGGCAUCUGACUCAGCAAAUCUUGACAGUGCAGCGGAAUUGUUAAUAAGAAGUGGACGUGCUCCUGAGGAAGCUUUAAUGAUUCUUGUCCCGGAGGCAUACAAGAAUCACCCAACUUUGACAAUUAAGUACCCUGAGGUGGUUGACUUUUAUGACUAUUACAAGGGUCAAAUGGAGGCUUGGGAUGGACCUGCCUUACUUUUAUUCAGUGAUGGAAAGACAGUCGGAGCCUGUCUUGAUCGUAAUGGACUUCGCCCUGCUAGGUAUUGGCGGACAGCUGACAAUGUUGUCUAUGUUGCAUCUGAGGUUGGUGUGCUACCUAUGGAUGAGUCAAAAGUCACAAUGAAAGGCCGUCUAGGUCCAGGAAUGAUGAUAACUGUUGACUUACAAAGUGGACAGGUUUAUGAAAAUACAGAAGUUAAAAAGCGGGUUGCCUUGUCAAAUCCAUAUGGAAAAUGGGUCAAGGAAAACCUUCGGUCCUUGAAGCCAGCAAACUUCCACUCAGCAACAGUUAUGGACAAUGAUGCAAUACUAAGACACCAACAGGCAUUUGGAUACUCCAGCGAGGAUGUCCAAAUGGUUAUUGAGACUAUGGCUGCUCAAGGGAAGGAGCCGACAUUUUGUAUGGGAGAUGAUAUUCCAUUGGCAAUCGUAUCUCAGAGGCCCCACAUGCUUUAUGAUUAUUUUAAACAACGGUUUGCACAGGUUACAAAUCCAGCUAUUGAUCCUCUUAGAGAAGGGUUAGUUAUGUCUCUUGAAGUGAACAUUGGGAAGCGAGGAAAUAUAUUGGAGGUUGGACCCGAAAAUGUUUCACAGGUUAUCUUGUCGAGCCCCGUACUGAAUGAAAAAGAGCUCGAUUCUUUGCUGAAAGAUGCUCAGUUAAAACCCAAAGUUAUACCAACAUUUUUUGACAUACAUAAAGGGGUUGAUGGCUCCUUGGAGAAGACACUGUCUAGGCUUUGUGAAGCUGCUGAUGAAGCAGUUCGAAACGGUUCCCAAUUGCUUGUUCUCUCUGAUCGGUCUGAUGAGUUGGAGCCCACUCGGCCUGCAAUUCCAAUACUUCUUGCUGUUGGUGCUAUUCAUCAGCAUCUUAUUCAAAAUGGAUUGCGUAUGUCAGCCUCUAUUGUCGCAGACACUGCUCAGUGCUUCAGUACCCAUCAGUUUGCCUGCUUGGUUGGAUACGGUGCAAGUGCCAUAUGCCCAUAUUUAGCACUGGAAACGUGCCGACAGUGGCGUCUGAGUACUAAAACAGUAAAUUUGAUGCGCAAUGGAAAGAUGCCUACCGUAACUAUUGAACAGGCUCAAAAGAACUUCGUCAAGGCUGUCAAGUCUGGUCUUCUCAAAAUUCUUUCCAAAAUGGGCAUCUCACUGCUUUCAAGUUACUGUGGUGCACAGAUUUUUGAGAUUUAUGGACUAGGGAAGGAGAUUGUUGAUCUUGCAUUUUGUGGUAGUAGAUCAAGUAUUGGUGGAUUGACCUUUGAUGAGCUGGCGAGGGAGUCUUUGUCCUUUUGGGUGAAAGCUUUCUCUGAGGAUACGGCUAAAAGAUUAGAGAACUUUGGAUUUAUACAAUUUAGACCAGGAGGGGAGUAUCAUGGGAACAAUCCAGAGAUGUCAAAGUUGCUGCACAAGGCUGUUCGUCAAAAGAGUGAAAGUGCCUUUUCAGUUUAUCAACAACAUCUGGCUAAUCGACCUGUGAAUGUUCUACGUGAUCUUCUUGAGUUCAAAAGUGAUCGUGCUCCAAUUCCCGUGGGGAAGGUUGAGUCUGCUGCAUCUAUUGUUCAACGGUUCUGCACUGGUGGGAUGUCACUUGGAGCUAUUUCAAGAGAGACUCAUGAGGCUAUUGCCAUUGCUAUGAAUAGAUUAGGAGGAAAAUCUAAUUCAGGGGAAGGUGGUGAGGAUCCUAUUCGCUGGAGGCCGCUAACAGAUGUUGUUGAUGGGUACUCUCCAACACUUCCACAUCUCAAAGGUCUUCAAAAUGGAGAUACUGCUACAAGUGCUAUCAAGCAGGUUGCUUCAGGACGUUUUGGUGUCACUCCGACAUUCUUAGCCAAUGCCGAUCAGCUAGAAAUCAAAAUUGCACAAGGUGCAAAACCAGGUGAAGGUGGUCAAUUGCCUGGUAAAAAAGUUAGUGCAUAUAUUGCAAGGUUAAGAAAUUCCAAACCUGGAGUUCCACUUAUAUCUCCCCCUCCACAUCAUGAUAUUUAUUCCAUUGAGGAUCUCGCCCAGUUGAUAUUUGACCUUCAUCAGGUAAACCCCAAGGCUAAAGUGUCUGUAAAACUUGUAGCAGAAGCAGGAAUUGGCACUGUUGCUUCUGGGGUAGCAAAGGGUAACGCUGAUAUUAUCCAGAUAUCUGGGCAUGAUGGUGGAACUGGAGCAAGCCCUAUAAGUUCCAUUAAGCAUGCUGGCGGACCUUGGGAACUUGGAGUUACAGAAACCCACCAGACACUCAUUGAAAAUGGUCUCAGAGAAAGAGUUAUUCUCAGAGUUGAUGGUGGCUUUAGAAGUGGAGUAGACGUCUUAAUGGCUGCAGCUAUGGGUGCUGAUGAGUAUGGGUUCGGCUCUGUUGCUAUGAUAGCUACUGGAUGUGUUAUGGCCCGCAUUUGCCACACAAAUAAUUGUCCCGUUGGUGUUGCUAGUCAGAGAGAAGAACUGCGUGCUCGCUUUCCUGGAGUUCCUGGUGAUCUUGUUAAUUACUUUUUAUACGUUGCUGAGGAGGUAAGAGGCAUAUUGGCACAAUUAGGAUAUGAGAAGUUGGAUGAUAUAAUUGGACGGACAGAUUUAUUAAGACCACGGGAUAUAUCUCUUGUGAAAACUCAGCAUCUCGAUCUCAGUUAUAUUCUCUCAAAUGUUGGGUUACCAAAAUGGAGUAGUACUGAAAUCAGGAAUCAGGAUGUUCAUACUAAUGGUCCUGUUCUAGAUGAUGUUAUGUUAGCAGAUCCAGAGAUAUCAGAUGCAAUUGAGAAUGAAAAAGUGGUGCAUAAGACCAUAAACAUAUACAAUGUCGACCGUGCUGCUUGUGGACGCAUUGCUGGAGUGAUUGCCAAGAAAUAUGGUGACACCGGUUUUGCUGGGCAGCUGAACAUAACAUUUAAAGGGAGUGCUGGGCAAUCAUUUGGAUGCUUCUUGACACCUGGAAUGACCAUUCGGCUCAUUGGAGAGGCUAAUGAUUAUGUGGGAAAGGGUAUUGCUGGAGGUGAGAUAGUCGUCACUCCAGUUGAGAACACUGGCUUUGCCCCUGAGGAUGCCGCUAUUGUGGGCAAUACCUGCUUAUAUGGUGCAACUGGUGGUCAAAUAUUUGUGAGAGGGAAAGCUGGGGAGCGAUUUGCAGUCAGAAACUCACUGGCUCAAGCAGUGGUUGAAGGCACUGGAGACCAUUGUUGUGAAUACAUGACUGGUGGAUGUGUUGUUAUACUUGGAAAAGUGGGUAGAAACGUAGCUGCUGGAAUGACUGGAGGUUUGACAUAUAUUCUUGAUGAAGAUGAUACUCUUAUUCCCAAGGUAAACAGAGAGAUUGUGAAGAUCCAAAGAGUGCUUGCCCCUGUGGGGCAGAUGCAGUUGAAGAACCUUAUUGAAGCCCAUGUUGAAAAAACUGGUAGCAGCAAAGGCUCAGCUAUUCUAAAGGAAUGGGACAAAUAUCUACCACUCUUUUGGCAGUUGGUUCCUCCAAGUGAAGAAGACACCCCAGAGGCUUGCGUUGACUAUGAGAAAACAUCUGCUGGACAGGUGACCUUGCAGUCUGCAUAGAGUAACAAUUCAACGACACCUUGAGGUGAGCAUUCAAACCCGUAAAGCUCCAACUCCAAGCGAAGAAGAAGAUUUCACUUUAAUGUUGACAGUUUAUACUCAUUCAUGGGAUCAAGAAGUGGAUCACUACCAUGAGUUGACAACAAAAAAAAAAAAAAAAAAAAAAGAGAA
Molecule: messenger RNA, 5337 nt
Organism: Ziziphus jujuba (common jujube)
Lineage: Eukaryota; Viridiplantae; Streptophyta; Magnoliopsida; Rosales; Rhamnaceae
Product: ferredoxin-dependent glutamate synthase 1, chloroplastic/mitochondrial
Exons: 33
Coding region: 268-5166 (1632 amino acids)
Biological process (GO): ammonia assimilation cycle
Molecular function (GO): glutamate synthase (NADH) activity
Source: RefSeq, a predicted model, not a curated record